Molecule: messenger RNA, 7343 nt
Organism: Xenopus laevis (African clawed frog)
Lineage: Eukaryota; Metazoa; Chordata; Amphibia; Anura; Pipidae
Gene: iqgap1.L
Product: IQ motif containing GTPase activating protein 1 L homeolog
Exons: 38
Coding region: 401-5374 (1657 amino acids)
Biological process (GO): fibroblast migration; signal transduction; mitotic actomyosin contractile ring assembly actin filament organization
Cellular component (GO): actin cytoskeleton; nucleus; cell leading edge
Molecular function (GO): GTPase activator activity; small GTPase binding; actin filament binding
Source: RefSeq, a predicted model, not a curated record
AGACAGGAAAGUGCACUCACUGCGUUGUCUGUGGAAAGCCAAGCGGCAGAGGGCGAAGUAAAAGUCGAAUAAAAGCUUAACAACCCCUUCGUAACGUUCCCCCAUUCGCCUCAGCGCAGACACCAUAAAGAGCGCAGAUCCGGCCAUGCAAAACGUAUCUGACUGACAGGCUUUACUUUUAGGAAGCUGCCCCAGUCAUUCUGCCAUGUGAUUGGCUAAAGGGACGGAGGGGCGGGCAGCCACACCCGGCUCCCUCACAGUGACUGUGGAAUCUCUUUUACCACCUCUGAAGUUGGUGUGAGUGUUCCUGUCUCCUCUGCGGUCUCACCUUUCAACAUCCCGGGCCUUUUCGGGGCGUAAAACUGGUUCAGGUCAGAUCUGGACAUUAUUUGCCAGCACCAUGUCCGUUUCGGAGGAAGUCGAUGGCCUCGUUCGUCCCCACUAUGGCUCUGUCCUUGAUGAUGAGAGACUUACAGCAGAGGAGAUGGAUGAGAGAAGACGUCAAAAUGUUGCCUAUGAAUACCUGUGCCAUUUGGAGGAAGCAAAAAGAUGGAUGGAGGCAUGCCUGGGGGAAGACUUACCACCCACCACUGAGCUAGAGGAAGGUCUGAGGAAUGGAGUCUAUCUUGCCAAACUUGGAAACUUUUUCAGCCCAAAAGUCGUUUCACUGAAGAAGAUAUACGACCGUGAACAGACCAGAUACAAUGCAACUGGCCUUCACUUCAGACACACAGACAACAUUAUCCAGUGGCUGAACGCAAUGUCAGAGAUAGGGCUUCCGAAGAUUUUCUAUCCAGAGACGACAGACAUAUAUGACAGAAAGAAUAUGCCCCGGUGUAUAUACUGCAUCCAUGCCUUGAGUCUGUACCUGUUUAAACUUGGCCUUGCACCGCAGAUCCAGGACUUGUAUGGGAAGGUAGAAUUUACAGCUGAAGAAAUUAACUUUAUGAAGAGUGAACUGGAAAAGUAUGGAAUUCAGAUGCCAGCAUUUGGCAAAAUUGGAGGAAUUUUGGCAAGUGAAUUAUCAGUUGAUGAAGCAGCAUUACAUGCGGCUGUAAUUGCCAUCAAUGAAGCCAUCGAUCGGGGAAUUCCAGAAGAAACUUUCACUGCUCUUCAGAAUCCUAAUGCAAUGCUUGUAAAUCUGAACAAGCCUUUGGCUACAGAGUAUCAGAGCACACUUCACCAGGCAAAACAGCAUAAAGCAGAGAAUGCUAGAAAGCGGUUAAUGACAGAUAAUGCAGGAGGAGAACGUGAUGUGUAUGAGGAGCUACUGACACAGGCAGAGAUUCAAGGGAAUGUCAAAAAAGUUAAUUUGCAAGCUGGUGUAGAAAAUGUUGAUCAGGCAUUAGAAACUGGGGACCCGCAAAUUCUGUUUGAGGCUCUGAGUUCACCUUCCCUUGCUUUGCGGAUGUUACAGCAUGAAAAUGCUGAAUGGUACCUGAAGACCCUGCAGGCUGAGAAGCAGCAAAAGCAAGAGAGUGGAUUGAAUGAACCCCUACUGAAAGAGGAGUUGCAGGCUGGGGUUGAUGCAGGAAACAAUGCAGCACAGAAAUGUCAGAGAAAACUGGCUGCAGUGACCAGGAUAAAUAAUGCAAUCAGGAAGGGUGUUGUUGAAGAAACUGUGAAGGAGCUGAUGAACCCCGAUGCACAACUACCAGAGGUGUACCCCUUUGCGGGAAGUCUGUACCAAAAUGAACUGGCAACACUACAGCAACAAAGCCCAGAGGGUAAUUUAACGCAUCCAGAACUCUUGGUUGCAGUGGAAAUGUUGUCUUCAGUGGCUCUUAUUAAUAGGGCUUUGGAUGCAGGCGAUGUUGGCACAAUCAAGAAACAGCUGAUUAGUUCUGUUACUGGGUUAAUGGAUGUCGAUGAUGAGAAUCUUCAGAGGUAUAUUGAUGAAUUAAUUAGAAUGAAACAGCAAGCACGGGAGGAAGGAAUUGAAUUUAUUACAUGGAACGAUAUCCAAGGAUGUGUGACACAAGUUAAUCUGACUGUGCAAGAGGAGCAUGAAAGAAUCAUGGCAAUUGGGCUUAUUAAUGAAGCUUUGGAUGAAGGGGAUGCAAAGAAGACCUUGCACGCAUUACAGCUCCCAGCUGCGAAGUUAGAGGACGUACAACCUAAUGUUGCUCAGCAUUACCAAGACACAUUGGUUCGCGCAAAAAGAGAGAAGGCACAGGAAACAAAAGAUGAAUCUGCUGUUCUGUGGCUUGAUGAGAUCCAAGACGGCGUUGUCCUCUCAAACAAAGAAACCGAAGAUGCACAGAAAUUCUCUCUUGGCAUCCUGGCUGUUAAUGAAGCUGUAAAGAAUGGUGACAGUGCUCAUACCCUGAACACCUUGCGGUCCCCAGAUGUUGGACUGUAUGGAGUGACUGGGGAAUGUGCACAGGCUUACCAAAAUGAACUGGCGGAGGUUAAGAAGAAGAAAAUUGAAGCAGGGGACAACGGAAGUGAGUGGGUGCAGCACUGGGUGAAAGGGGGAUACCUUUAUUAUUUUAACUUAAAUAGCAAUGAAGGAGGAUGGGUGGAGCCCCAAGAAUUCACACAGAAUAACACCCAGCUAUCAAAAGAAGAGAUUCAGACUACCAUCUCUGGAGUCUCUGCUGCUUACAACAGGGAGCAGCUGUGGCUGGCCAACGAAACCUUAAUCACUAAGCUGCAGGCCAGGUGCCGUGGUUAUCUUAUACGCCAGAAAUUCAACGCAAGACUGAAAUUCCUGAGGGACCAGAUUCCAGCUGUUAACUGUAUCCAGGCCCAUUAUCGUGGACAGAAGCAGAGGAAAGCAUACAAGGAUCGCAUGCAAUACCUGAAUGAUCAUUCCGAUGAAGUGGUUAAGAUUCAAUCUUACACCAGAAUGUAUCAAGCCAGGAAGCGAUACAGAGACAGACUGCAGUACUUCAGAGAUCAUAUAAAAGAUAUUGUGAAAAUUCAGGCUUUUAUUCGUGCUAACAAAGCACGGGAUGACUACAAGACCCUUAUUAAUGCUGAAAACCCACCCAUGGUUGUUGUACGUAAAUUCGUCCAUCUGUUGGAUCAAAGUGACCAGGAUUUCCAGGAAGAGUUAGAUGUAAUGAAGCUGCGAGAAGAAGUUGUGACCCUCCUGAGAUCCAAUCAGCAGCUGGAGAAUGACCUUAAUCUUAUGGACAUUAAGAUCGGCCUUCUUGUGAAAAAUAAAAUUACGUUGCAGGAUGUUGUCUCUCACAGUAAGAAAUUAACAAAGAAGAACAAGGAACAGCUUGCAGAUAUGAUGAUGUUAAACAAGCAAAAGGGAGGUCUCAAGGCCCUGAGCAAAGAGAAAAGGGAAAAAUUGGAAGCUUACCAGCAUCUUUUCUAUUUGUUGCAGACAAACCCUACCUACUUAGCCAAGCUUAUUUUCCAAAUGCCUCAGAAUAAAUCCACCAAGUUUAUGGACUCUGUCAUUUUUACCCUGUAUAAUUAUGCAUCCAACCAAAGGGAGGAAUACUUGCUGCUUCGUCUAUUUAAGACAGCUCUUCAAGAGGAGAUAAAAUCUAAAGUUGAUCAGAUUCAGGAGAUUGUAACUGGAAACCCCACAGUUAUAAAGAUGGUGGUGAGUUUUAAUCGUGGUGCCCGUGGACAAAACGCCCUGAGACAGAUACUCUCCCCUGUGGUGAAAGAGAUUAUGGAUGACAAGUCUCUAAACAUCAAAACCGACCCAGUUGAUAUAUACAAGGCCUGGGUCAACCAGAUGGAAUCUCAGACUGGAGAGGCAAGUAAGUUGCCAUAUGAUGUCACACCUGAGCAGGCCAUGUCUCACGAGGAAGUGAGAACUAAACUUGACGCUUCUGUCAAAAACAUGCGAACUGUGACAGACAAAUUUCUUGCGGCCAUCAUUAGCUCUGUGGACAAAAUACCCUAUGGCAUGCGUUUUAUAGCCAAGGUUCUAAAAGACACACUGCAUGAAAAGUUUCCUGACGCAGGAGAGGAUGAGUUACUCAAGAUUGUGGGAAAUCUGCUAUACUACCGCUACAUGAACCCAGCUAUUGUGGCACCAGAUGCCUUUGACAUCAUUGACAUCUCUGCUGGAGGGCAGCUCACCACAGACCAGAGAAGGAACCUUGGUUCCAUUGCAAAGAUGCUUCAGCAUGCUGCAUCCAACAAGAUGUUCCUUGGAGAUAAUGCUCACCUAAGUGCCAUCAAUGAAUACCUUUCACAGUCCUACCAGAAGUUCAGGCGCUUUUUCCAGUCAGCUUGUGAAGUUCCUGAACUCGAGGACAAGUUUAAUGUGGAUGAAUAUUCAGAUCUGGUGACUUUAACCAAGCCAGUCAUUUAUAUUUCCAUUGGAGAAAUUGUUAACACCCACACUUUGCUUCUCGACCAUCAGGAUGCUGUAGCACCAGAGCAUAAUGAUCCAAUACAUGAACUUUUGGAUGACUUGGGCGAGGUUCCAACCCUUGAGUCUCUGAUUGGAGAAGGACCUGGCUCUGCAGGGGACACCAACAUUGAUUCACUGGCAAAAACAGAGGUGUCACUUACACUAACUAACAAGUUUGAAAUUCUUGGAGAUGAAAAUGCAGAAAAAGAUGCAAAGACCAUCAUGUUGAACACAAAACGUCUCAUUGUGGAUGUUAUCCGGUUCCAACCUGGAGAAACCUUGGCAGAAAUCUUACAAACACGAGCCACCAGUGAACAGGAAGCAGAUCAUUUGCGAGCCAUGCAGAGAAGAGCUAUGAGAGAUGCAAAAACCCCAGACAAGAUGAAAACAGCUAAGAGCCUAAAGCAAGACAGCAACCUAAUCCUUGAGGAGAAGAAGGAUAAGAUAAAAGCUGGUUUAAAAAAGCUUGCAGAAAUGGGUAUGGUAAAUCCAGAUAAUCGGUACCAGGAUCUCAUCAAUGAUAUUGCCAAGGAUAUCCGUAAUCAAAGGCGGUACCGCCAACGACGAAAGGCAGAGCUUGUGAAGCUGCAGCAGACACACACAGCAUUGAACUCUAAGGCUUUAUUCUAUGAGGAGCAAGUGGAUUAUUACAAGAGUUACAUCAAAACCUGUAUGGACAACUUGGCAAGCAACCGCAAGUUGUCUAAAAAACCAGGACAAGCUAAAGGAAAGAAGAGUAAAAAGAUAUCACUGAAAUACUCUGCGGCACGGCUGCAUGAGAAAGGGGUACUGCUAGAGAUUGAGGAUCUACAAGCAAAUCAAUUCAAGAACGUGAUUUUUGAAAUCGCUCCCACAGAUGAAGUUGGUGACUUUGAGGUGAAAGCCAAGUUCAUGGGAGUUCAGAUGGAAACCGUCAUGCUGCAUUACCAGGAUCUUCUCCAGCUGCAAUAUGAAGGUGUUGCUGUCAUGAAGAUGUUCGAUCGCGCAAAGGUCAACGUUAACCUGCUAAUCUUCCUCAUCAACAAGAAGUUCUAUGGGAAAUAAGAAGAGUCAUGGGAGAAGAUAGGGGAUAGUUUGGGAAAAACAUCAUAUGUAUGCCUUCCUGUCAAAAUGUGGCUUCAGCCAACACAAACUGCUUUUAUACCUGCAUGAGCCUGUGUGCCCACUCUCUGCAAGCAUCCAUCUGUGUGAAGAAGUCAUCCUGAAGCCUGCUGUAAGAAACCAGAAAGGCUUUGGUGCUUCCAAAUAUAGUGUUACAUAUCAUGUUGUAUCUAGCUUAGGGAAUCUAUUUUGGAUGUCAUGAACAAACGGUUAUCUAGAAUGCUGAUUAGCAACAAGAGUAAAUGCACUAAUACACUAUAUAUAUUUUGUUUAGGUGUUUUGUACUAUUUUUUUUUUUUGUAGCAUCUGAUUGCCUGUCCAUAAUUAUUAUCGGUUGUAAUGAUGGACCAAAAAGCCGAAUAGUGUGAGCAGAAAUGUAAAGACAAAAAAAAAAUGUAACCCUGUCCUCAAACACUAUUAUAUUUCAUUAUCAAAAUCAACCAUGAUGUAGUCUUCCCUGCUUCAUUGAAAUUGAUUGUUUUACAGCUGUUGUAGUGUGCCUUACAGCCUCGCGGACAGCAGUUUUAGUGGGGGGUUAUUGUUAAACAUAUUAUGCAAAUGUCCUGAAAUGUAAGGCAGUGAUUGGCUGUCACAGAAAAAUCAGCUGAAAUCAAUCUCAAUUGUUCCAGUUUUACAGCAAUGGCCUUUUUAACGAUUUUCAUUUUUCCUGCUCCAUAUUAGUUAUGCCUUUUACUAACCACGUUCGGCAUUGCAUUUAGCUUGCACCAUUGUUAGACUUGCUGUAUAUGCAGAAGGGACAAAUGCUGCCAAAAGAUGUAUUAGCCAUUGUUUUAUGUGAAUUUUUUAAAAUUUGGGAGUAGCAGUGGUUAAUGCUACCCAAAAUUAUGCUUUUUUUAAGUCUUUUAAAUUCUUUUCUCAGGAAAAUGUAAAAACUUUUCUUUCUUUUUUUUUUAAAUCCGAUAAAUAUUUAGAAUCAAAGAGAAAAUAUAUUGAUGUUAGUUCCUUUCACACAUGCAGACAUAGGAAAGAAUAUGUGUUGAUUCUGCUAAAUGGGCUAUAGCCGAUGGCACCUGAUACCCAGCCCUGCUAAUGCUGAUAUUUUUACUGGUAGGUAGCCUCUAGGGCCAUGCUUGCGCACUGCUUGAAUUAUCAUAGCUUUUUAGUGUGCAGAAAAUAUAUUGUAAAUUAAGUCCCAGUUUUCUAUGAAUGGCCACAAGCCUUUUAUAUAAAUAUAUACAAUUAUAUUUCUAUUUCUAUACAAUUAUAUUGAAAAAAAUACAGUAGCCUGGCAGCCUCACAAGCGGCAAACACAUUAACACAUUUAUAUAUAUAUAUAUAUAUAUAUAUAUAUAUAUAUAUAUAUAUAUAUAUAUAUAUAUAUAUAUAUAUAUAUAUAUAUAUAUAUAUAUAUAUAUAUACAUAUACAGUAUAUAUGUAUAAGUAAAGUCAGAGUGAUAUAAUGUAGUAUUGAGAGCCUGAACUAAAGAAUAUGCACUUCUAUCUUCCUUGAAUGCUUUUGCAGACAAGCUGCGAUCCAGCAAUGUGUAUUUCUUGAAGGUGGAAAGGCUAAUAGAAAUAUAUUUCACAUUCCUUAAAAAUAAUCAUGCAUCUAUUUGUAAUAUAUGAAUUAAAAAACAUAAUUUAUAGGGAAAUGAUCUUAUAAAUCAUAGAUUAUUAAAAUGCUCAAACGCAAGCAAUAUAUAUAUAUAUAUAUAUAUAGUAAGAUAAAAAUAAACCCAUGCUCUGAAUUCAAAUUAAUUAGAUAUUUGGGAUCCUCCCUUCUUAAAGACUUUUUUUUUAUUUAUUAGUGGCCAUGAGUAAAAAGAACUGUUUCUUAAAGUUAUAUUUGUCUUUUUACAGUUUUCUAGAAUACGGUCCCUCCUUGUUUGUUCAUGGGCCUGUACGCCUGCAUCUUUAUUUCUGUUCAACAAAAUAAAAAAAAUCAUUUGUA